Molecule: messenger RNA, 2006 nt
Organism: Glycine soja
Lineage: Eukaryota; Viridiplantae; Streptophyta; Magnoliopsida; Fabales; Fabaceae
Product: arogenate dehydratase/prephenate dehydratase 1, chloroplastic
Exons: 11
Coding region: 370-1569 (399 amino acids)
Biological process (GO): L-phenylalanine biosynthetic process
Cellular component (GO): chloroplast; cytoplasm
Molecular function (GO): arogenate dehydratase activity; prephenate dehydratase activity
Source: RefSeq, a predicted model, not a curated record
GGUUAGUUACAGAAUGUGUAUGUAUUAUAACAAUCUAAGGAAACUUGUAGCAAGCGACAAUUCUGCUCACCUACCUGUUUCUUCGCGAAUUGUUUUUGUUUCUCUCACAUUUGAAUCCCCAAACCAAACAGAACCAAAUUUCUUCUAGUGGUGGAGGCACAGUUCGUAUACGUAUACCAUCUGUUCCAUUUAUUUGUGGGGUCACCAAAAAUUCUAAGCGCCAACCGUAAUUCAUUCACACUAAACAAUUACUUAAACAAUGUCAUGCUGUGAAUGAAUAAACCAAACUCACCAACCACGACCACUCUCAUGAACUCUGAACUUGUCUUUCUCUCUCUCUGACAUUGUAGAUUGGAUUGCUUCAUUUUGAUGGCUCUUAAGGCUGUAUCCAUCUGGGGUUGUUACAAACCUCCUCCUCAAUUGGGUGUUGGUGUUUCCAAUUCUCAUUCUACUCUGAUUGGAAAUCUAAGAUAUGAUUAUGACAAAUGCCGCAAAUGGGAGUGCUGUUGUUUGGGUGUUUUGGCUCAGAGAGCUACCACUGCUGUGGAAGAUGAGGGCCCCAGUGUCCCACCUUUGGUUGACUCUUCAGGGGCUGCUGAUGGUGUUCACCAAAAUGAGUCAAAGGGCUUUCACAAGGACUUAAACUUACUUCCUAAGCCAUUAACAGCAAUUGACAUUUCUUCUUAUCCAAGAGAUGGAUCAAAGGUGCGCGUGGCUUAUCAGGGACUUCCGGGGGCAUAUAGUGAGGAUGCAGCUUUGAAAGCAUAUCCAAAAUGUGAGACUGUGCCAUGUGACAAUUUUGAAGCUGCAUUUAAGGCAGUUGAAUUAUGGUUGGUGAAUAAAACUGUUCUACCCAUUGAAAAUUCUGUUGGUGGAAGCGUCCACCGUAAUUAUGACUUACUUCUUCGCCAUAGGCUGCACAUUGUUGGGGAGGUGCAGUUGCGAGUUAACCACUGCCUUUUAGGAUUGCCUGGUGUGAGAAAGGAGGAGCUCAGAGCUGUUGUGAGUCAUCCCCAGGCUUUUGCUCAAUGUGAGACAACGCUUAGUGAUUUAGGUGCUGUCAAGAUUGCUGCACGUGAUACUGCUGCUGCUGCUCAGACAGUGGCCUCAAAUUGUGCAAGAGACACUGGAGCUAUUGCAAGUUCCCGAGCUGCAGAAGUGUACGGGCUUGACAUUCUUGCAGAAAGAAUUCAGGAUGAUGAUGAGAAUAUUACUCGUUUCUUGGUCCUUGCAAGGGAGCCUAUAAUUCCAGGAACUGACAGGCCCCAUAAGACUAGCAUUGUUUUCAGUCUAGAAGAAGGUCCAGGUGUACUAUUCAAAGCCUUGGCAGUUUUUGCUAUGAGGGAUAUUAAUUUGUCAAAGAUAGAGAGUCGUCCUUUGAAGCAGCGCUCAUUGAGGGUUGUGGAUCAUUUAAAUGAAGGGAGUGCCACGUACUUUGACUACCUCUUCUAUAUUGAUAUUGAAGCUUCUAUGGCAGAACCUCGUGCACAAUAUGCUUUAGGACAGUUGCAGGAAUUUGCUAGAUUUCUUCGUGUUCUUGGUUGUUAUCCUAUGGAUACAGUAUUAUAGAAGUUCAGUGUCUUAACUAGGAGCAACAGUCAUGCUGUUCAUUUUGCUGAUAACAUAAGUAGCUACUACCCCAGAGGUUCAUCUUCAAUCAGAGAGGUGGGCAAGAAGUAUCCUUUAAAAGCAUUGCCCCUGUCACCUCUUUCAAAAAUCUUUUCAUCUCCUAAGGAGGUGCUUUGAAGUAUAUCAUCAUAGUUUUGACAGUGGAGUGAAUGCUGCUACAGGAAUCUUCAUUGUGUUUUAUUCCUUCAUUUAGAUUUUAGAACUCUUCAUAUUAAAGAGAAUUCCAAUGCAAACUUAGUGACCAAAGUAUGUACAUAUGGCUCUAUUGAGCUAUGGCAAAUAAAUGAAGGACCAAGCCACCCAAAAUUUUCUUCUACCAUUAACUGCUUUACCAAUCCACAUUCCACAAUAAUAUGACUCCAGUACAUUUUUUUUAU